Parnassius apollo (apollo) is the source of this 420-nucleotide messenger RNA. The record is from the annotation of a GenBank genome assembly. NCBI's taxonomy places the organism in Eukaryota, Metazoa, Arthropoda, Insecta, Lepidoptera, Papilionidae.
AUGGCUGAAUUUAAUGUUUCAUACAGGAAGGCUAUGGCAAUGUAUGUACCGCCCGAAACACCUACUUAUGUGCCAACUCAAUCGUCAAUGCCCCGUUUAGGUAAUUUAAAUAAGAUGCCUCAAUUGCCGGAACCUAUCCCAGGAACCACAAAUAAGUUUUUUAGCAAUAUUUUGCCGGUUCAGGGGAAUUCUACACCAGUUACUUACGCACAGGCCGUGUCAUCGAGCCCCAUUAACAAGAACAAACUGGACAGUCGGGGAGAAAAAUCUGUUCGAAAUGACACAACUAAGAAGAUUAAGAAGAGAAUUCAAGAACCUAAUUUAGAAGAGUAUAUACAUGACGGCAAUAUGUCGACAGAGUCUGAAAGUAGUGUAUGUGAUCAACCAGUGUCUGAACAAAACAAAAAAAAAGAAUCGUAA